This is a messenger RNA of Closterium sp. NIES-65, 588 nucleotides long. The record is from the annotation of a GenBank genome assembly. NCBI's taxonomy places the organism in Eukaryota, Viridiplantae, Streptophyta, Zygnematophyceae, Desmidiales, Closteriaceae.
AUGGCACCCUGCCAUCAGUUCGCCCUCCCCACCUCUUUCACCGCAGCAUGGCUGGGCGGUUCAACCGCCAGCUCCCUUCUCCCGACCUCUCCAAUCCCGGUUCCACCAUCCCUCCCCUGCAUCAACCCAUCCCCCCCCUGCAUCAACCCAUCCCUCCCCUGCAUCAACCCAUCCCUCCCCUGCAUCAACCCAUCCCUCCCCUGCAUCAACCCAUCCCUCCCCUGCAUCAACCCAUCCCUCCCCUGCAUCAACCCAUCCCUCCCCUGCAUCAACCCAUCCCUCCCCUGCAUCAACCCAUCCCUCCCCUGCAUCAACCCAUCCCUCCCCUGCAUCAACCCAUCCCUUCCCUGCAUCAACCCAUCCCUCCCCUGCAUCAACCCAUCCCUCCCCUGCAUCAACCCAUCCCUUCCCUCCAUCAACCCAUCCCUCCCCUGCAUCAACCCAUCCCUCCCCUGCAUCAACCCAUCCCUCCCCUGCAUCAACCCAUCCCUCCCACCAACCCACACCUUUGCAGCUCUCCCGCCCAUCAGGGCAGGGCGCUACAGCAUGAACAUCCCCCCGCCUUACCUCGCUAUCCCCCUGUCAUAG